Messenger RNA from Miscanthus lutarioriparius, 1251 nucleotides. The record is from the annotation of a GenBank genome assembly. Lineage: Eukaryota; Viridiplantae; Streptophyta; Magnoliopsida; Poales; Poaceae.
AUGGCCGCGCGCGCACCGCUCGUCAUGCCGCGCGCCGCCGCCAGAUCCGGCCCGCUCCCGGCUGCGGCGGCCGUGGCCCCGCGCCAGUCCGCGCAGUGUCUCCGCGCGAGGGGGGCUGUCGGCGGCCUCUUCUUCGACCAGCGGACAGCGCGCCCGGUCCGCCACCUCCUCCCUGACGCCAAGUUGGGAGCGAUUGGUCGGGAGCACCGCGGAGGCCGCGCCGGCGGAGGGGCUCGUGCAGAAGCUGCAGGGGUCGAGGUGUUCGACCUGAACGGCAAGGCGGUACCCAUCGUUGAUCUGUGGAAGGAAAGGAAAGCAGUGGUUGCGUUUGCUCGCCAUUUCGGGUGCGUGCUGUGCCGAAAGAGGGCGGACCUUCUCGCGGCGAAACAGGAUGUCAUGCAAGCUGCUGGAGUUGCUCUUGUUUUAAUUGGACCAGGUAGUGUUGAACAGGCAAAGGCAUUUUGUGAGCAAACCAAAUUCAAAGAAGUGUAUGCAGACCCAACUCACUCAUCAUAUGACGCUCUUGAAUUUGCAUUCGGGUUGUUCUCUACCUUUACGCCAGCGGCUGGCCUCAAGAUAAUACAAUUGUACAGGGAAGGAUACAGGCAGGACUGGGAAUUGUCAUUCGAAAAGAACACUAGGACACGAGGCGGAUGGUAUCAAGGGGGGCUGAUUGUUGCAGGGGACAUUGUAUCAGCUCGUCUCAGCACGAAUUUCCUCGACGACGUCUCCUGCAUGCUCGGAUGCACCCGGUCCUCGCUCCACGUCGUCGCCUCCGAGAACGGAGUCGUCGUCGGCCGCCUCAUCUUCGCCGACGACGGGGACCGGAUCGACUGCACGCGCAUGGGCGUCGGCGGGAAGGCCAUACCGCCCAAUGUCGACAGGGUCUCGGGCAUCGAGAGCGACGCGCUCUUCAUCCUCCUGGUGGAGAAGGACGCUGCAUUCAUGCGACUUACCGAGGACAGGUUCUACAACCGCUUCUCCUGCAUCAUUCUGACGGCCAAGGGGCAGCCAGAUGUCGCCACCCGGCUGUUCCUGCGGCGGCUCAAGGUUGAGCUGAAGCUGCCAGUGCUCGCGCUGGUGGACUCCGAUCCAUACGGGCUCAAGAUCUUGUCAGUGUACAUGUGUGGUUCGAAGAACAUGUCGUAUGACAGUGCCAAUCUGACGACGCCGGACAUCAAGUGGCUCGGUGUCCGGCCGAGCGACCUGGACAAGGCUUAUUACUUCCGUGUUGACAUGGAAAUGGGGUAG